Molecule: messenger RNA, 1463 nt
Organism: Astrephomene gubernaculifera
Lineage: Eukaryota; Viridiplantae; Chlorophyta; Chlorophyceae; Chlamydomonadales; Astrephomenaceae
Source: the annotation of a GenBank genome assembly
CAGCAGCGCUCAGCCUGCAGCUGGACCUGGACCAUCGUCGCAGCGCCUUCGACUUGGUGGUUUGCAGGGAAAUGCCAACGCUAGCUGCGAGCAGCGACGCUUUUGCCGCUGGCUUGGCGAGACACGCUGCCAAACAAUUACGGCCGUAGAUUUGGGGACGUCGCCUGAUACUCCAGGCAGUCCUGUGCCGUCUCUUAUGGAAAGCAAGGUGCACAACGAUGGAGACGUCCGUAUGGACGCACAGGUUAUUUUCGAAGCUUGCUGGCGUAGGUUUGAAGAAAGGUUCAGGCUUAAGUCCGUCCAUGUUCCACGCGAAGUCGUCUGGCUGAAUGGUGCACCUGGUGCGGGCAAGGGUGCCAACACCCAGCACAUCUUGAAAACUCGCGGACUGGACCACGGCGUGAACCUUUCAUCCCUGCUGCAAACCAAUGAGGGCACUCGGACCCUCAUGGAGCGAGGUGAGCUCAUUCCGUGCAGCAUGGUGGGCGAUGUGGUGCUGGAGGCACUGCUCGUGCAGAGCUGCCAAACACCCGAGUGCGGGGUGCUCGUGGACGGCUUCCCGCGCACCGCCAUGCAGGUGGAUUUCCUGAAGCUGCUGUACGACAAGCUGGACGAGCUGCACGGCAUCUUUGCCAACACCUCCCACCGCAACCAGUUCCCGCGGCCGCUGUUCAAGGUGGUAAUGCUGUAUGUGGACGAGGAGACUUCCAUCACCCGACAGCUGGAGCGAGCCAAGCUAGCCUCCGUGCACAACAAGCGCGUGUUGGAUGCGGGAGCUGGGCAGCUGUGGGAGCAGCGCGCCACUGAUCUGAGCAUCGAGAAGGCCAAGAAGCGCUACGCCAUCUUCCGGCAGCACCACAGCGCGGUGCUGCGGCUGAAGCAGUUCUUCCCCUUCCACCUGAUCGACGCCAUGGGCACUAUGGCGGAGACGCAGGAGGCGAUCACCACGGAACUCAGGUACCAGUCCUCGCUGGACCUCAGCUACGAGACCUACGCCGCCAUCCGCCACCUGCCCCUCGCGCGCGACGUCUCCACCCACGCCCGCCAGCAGCUGGUCAUGCGCCUGGACAACCACAGCGAAAAGUACCCGGACCUCUUCCAAAAGGUCAUUGACCUGAUCACCUCGGAGAUCAUGCCGCUGGUGCACGAGUGCGGGCUGGCGGGUCGCGCCGAGUUCGCCACGGAGCACCGAAUGUUCCUGGAGCACCCCCGCGCCGCGCAGAUGCUGAUUGACGUGUUGACGGAUCGCGGCUACAAUGUGUCGCACUCCACGGAGGUGACGCACGUGCCCAUGCAGAUUGACUUGCAGACAGGCAUCAUCCGCAACCGCAAGGAGUACAAGCACCGCUUCCACAUCAGCUGGGACACCAAGGGCGUCCGCGAGAUGGCCAAAGCCAUGGAGCUCGCGGCCCGCAUCAGCGAAGCAGGCAACAGCAUGACUGCGCGCAUCAGCCAGACCUACA